Gopherus flavomarginatus (Mexican gopher tortoise) is the source of this 3462-nucleotide messenger RNA. Its product is annotated as zinc finger protein 501-like. Gene Ontology annotation, biological process: regulation of cytokine production; negative regulation of transcription by RNA polymerase II; regulation of immune system process. The record is from RefSeq and is a predicted model, not a curated record. The transcript is spliced from 2 exons. Bases 804 to 2252 code for a protein of 482 amino acids. NCBI's taxonomy places the organism in Eukaryota, Metazoa, Chordata, Testudines, Testudinidae.
GGCGCGGGGGAGACGCGUCUCCAGGGCGGGAGGGAAACAGCCGCAGAGGGAGGAAAUCGCUGUGGGGACGUAGCGCCCGCAGGGCCGGGGGAUCUGAGCAGCCCUGUGCCUGGGACCAGAGAGAUCCCCCCUCCCAGCCAGCUGGUCCUAUAGGAGCUAUAACCGCCCCCGCCCCUUGUCUCUCUGCUUAUCCCCUUGGGCAGCGCGCAGGGUCCCCGCUAGAGACGUCUCCGUUCCAGCCGCUGCUGCGCUUGGAGCUCGGGGCAUGUCUACACACAGGGGCACAGGGAGGGCGCUGUGCUGGUAACUCCAGAGCACAGGGGCUUCCUACAGCAGUGCCAGGGAUGUGGUUUAUGUACCUCUCUCAGAGGCAGUAGCUAGGCCUAGGGAAGACUUCUCCCCUUGACCUGGCCACAUCUGUAUUGGGCCUAACUACACCAGGCUGCCCCUGAAAAUGUUUACAGCCCUGAGUGAUGCAGCUAGGCCUAUCUAAUUUUUAGAGGUAGAUGAGGCCCCCGGCUUGCAGACUGGUAGCUCUGGCCUCAAAGAUCGCUGGUUUGAUCCCCACUGCCUGUCACAUUAGCACUUCUUCCUCCCAAAUGUUUUGUCUUCACGACCCCCAUGCUGUGCCCAUGGGUCUCCUGGCCCUUUUUCCCAUGUUCCACGAUCAUAUGUCCCUCCAGGCAAGAAAUUCAAACUCACAGAGCUGUCCUUUGUAACAGCUGUUCAACCCAGCCCUGGUCUCCCCUCUUUUCUAUCCUCAGGGCUGGAUUUCCACCCCCUAGACCAGCUGUGAGUCCCAGAUGGAGCCAGAGGUAGAGCCGUGCAUGCUGGAUCCCCAGCGCUCCAGUGACAGACGCAUCCCUACGGGCACUUCUGCAGCUGGCGACGAGGCGCAGAGCGGGGACAAGGAGGGGAGUCCUGGCCCGGAGGACGGGGUGCUGUCAGGCGGGUCUGAGUGGGAGUUGUCCCCCAGCCACGACCGGGAGUGGCCGCCGAUGACGCUCCCCACUGCUAACUCAAGGAAACCCUACAACUGUGCUGACUGCGGCAAAGCCUUCACCUGGCCCUCGCACCUGGUGCAGCACCGGCGCAUGCACACGGGUGAGCGCCCUUACCGCUGUGCCGACUGCGGCAAAGGCUUCGCCGACAGCUCGUCCCUGGUUAAGCACGGCCGGACCCACACGGGAGAGCGCCCCUACACCUGCCCCCAGUGUGGCAAAGGCUUUGUGGACAGCUCGUCGCUCACCAAACAUGCCCGCACCCACACAGGCGAGCGUCCCUACUGUUGCCCCAGCUGUGGGCGCGGCUUCGCCGACAGCUCCCGCCUGGCCCAGCACCGACGCACCCAUGCUGGGGAGCGACCUUACUGCUGCCCCGACUGUGGGAGGGCAUUUGGCCGUCGGGCACACCUGAUCGAGCACCGGUACACCCACACUGGGGAGAAACCCCACCGCUGCCACCAGUGUGGCAAAGGGUUCAGCCAGAGCUCCAACCUGACGCAGCACCAGAAGACCCACCUGGCAGAGAAGCCUUUCAUUUGUCCACAGUGUGGGAAGGGGUUCUGUCUGCGCUCCCAGCUGACCAAGCACCAGCGGCUGCACAGUCCUGACAACCCCCACCGCUGUCCCCAGUGCCACAAGGGCUUUGUGGACCGCUCACCGCUCCUCAAGCACCUGAGGAUCCACACCGGGGAGCGGCCCUUCCGGUGCACUGAGUGUGGGAAGACUUUCAGCAUGAGUUCACACCUCACACAGCACCAGCGAGUCCACACUGGCGAGAAACCCCACCACUGCCACCAGUGCGGCAAGGCAUUUGCCCAGAGCUCCAACCUGACGCAGCACCUGCGCACCCAUACUGGGGAGCGCCCAUACAAGUGCCCCAAAUGUGGCCGGGCCUUCAGUGAUAGCUCCAGCUUCUUGAGGCACCAGCGGCUGCACAGUGGAGAGCGGCCCUACCGCUGCCACCAAUGUGGCAAGGGCUUUGCUGAUGGCAAGGUGCUGCGCAAGCAUCAACUGACUCAUAGCAGUGAGCGGCCCUUCGCCUGUGGGCAGUGUGGCCGCGCCUUUGCCCAGAGCUCCAACCUGGUGCAACACCAGGCCAUCCACACUGGGGAGCGGCCCCACCGCUGCCACCAAUGCGGCAAAGGGUUCUGCUUUCCCUCGCAACUGGCACAGCACCAGAAGCUCCAUGCCACUAUUAUUGUGGUGGACGAUGGUGAUAAUGAACUCCCCUCUCCAUCUAUCAACUAAGCCCCUCCAUUCCCCAGCUGCCCUGGGUGGGGAUUGAACCUGGGACUCCUCUGUUGCUUGAAUUACCAGGCGAAGAAGGUGAUACAGACUUGUAAUCCUUUAUCCAGCCACUAGAGGGGGACAGGGAGCAGGUUUAGUGCUAGAGCUGAUUAAAGGACAGAAAGAAAAAGUUUCACUAAGUCAAUCUGGUUCUGGAACAAGACACUUUUUUUCUUUUAAUUUAAAUUGUUGGUGAUAUUUCCCCCCCAAAAGUCAUGUGACUAUAGGAAAAUCUCAGCUUUUAAAAAAAAGUCAUUUUCUGAUCCUCAUGGUUGGGGAGAAAAGCUGAGAAAAUUACUCCAAAUGGCUCAGAAUCAUGACUAAACAGACCUUUACAUUUAUGAUUUUCAACAUCUCAUGAUGUUUUUAAGCCAUGACUAUUCUGGAGCUUGGCUCGUGAUUUUUGAAUGCUUAGAGUGGCCAUGCUGCUGGGGUUAAAUUUUGGAGAUAUUUGUGAACCCACUCCAAUCUCAAUGGAGUUGGUGGAAUUUGUUCAUGUGUCUCGCAGUUGUGAAGGGUUUAGGAAUCCACCAGAGGCUGAAUUUAUAGCCAGGAUUCUAAGGCUCAGGUGUAAUUCAUUGGCUUAAUGCCUGUGGCCAUGUCUCCCUCUAGUGCACAACCCUGGCUACUGCAACAUCCCACUGCUCACUCACAGCUGGGGGAGUUACCCCUUUAGCUCAGGGUAGCAUGGGAUCGUGCAUUGGGGUUGGGAUUGGGGCUAACGGAUGAGAGCUGGUCAGGAAAUGAUUUGUUUGUCCCCAUGAAAUUUUUUUAAUGAAAACAUGGUUGGGAAAAAUGUGUUUCCUUGAAAUUUUUCAUCUAAACUUUUGUGGAAAAUGUUCAGGGUUUUUGUCAGCAAACCUAAAGCUGAGAAAAUUUGGGUUCCCAAAAUCCAAACACUUUCCAGGUAUUUUUCAAUGAAUUCCACCAACUUUUCCAUGCAAUGGAAAUUUCUAGGGGAAAGAAAAAUGUUUUGUCAACAACAACAACAAAGACUUGGGGGGGGUGGAGGGGGUCGACAUUUCCCACCUAAAAGCCUUUGGAUGUCCAGCAUUUGAUCAGCUUUGGAAGAGUCAUGUGCCCAAAUUCCUUCAGCUCUGUAAUAAUCACCUUUGGGGGCUGAGACCGCAUGGGUUGGUUAUACAAGAAUAAACAACACAUCACAAUGGAA